AUGAGAAAACAAAAUCGUCCCAAUCAAGUGAGCCUCUUUCGAGCGCUUUCGAGCAUGCUGAGCAUGACUUCAGAAGUUGCAGACGGCACGGAAACAGAUGCAAAAUUUGACAGUGGAGCUGUUCGCAAGGGACGAGAAAGUCCGUCGGCAGCUGCUUGAUGACGCUCUCGCGGUUUCGCCCACGCAGAAUUCUCCGACCGUCGUCUCGCCGACUACUUCCUCGACGGAACCGCCUCCGCCCGUCCUGGAGCCGAUCCCCGAACUUGUACAGAUUCUGUUGGCCCCCGAAACCCGUGAGUUCGAUGCUUUAAUCAUAUGGCAGCUAAAUCUGGUUUACAGAUUCCGUUGUGAGAAAACCGAAGCCGUUUGUGAAGAAACACAAAAAGGAGGCUCCUGCUCCACCUCCUCCGAGUGCCGAGGAUAAGCCAACUGUUCAUUCGCCCAUUCCUCCCAAAGAGAUAAGGGCAGAAAAAGAUAAUCUUCCGGAGCAUCCAUCUACUCCUCCGGCCACUUCGGAGUCGCAACGCGAAUCGGUAGAAUCGAUGAGCCCGGAGGAGGCUCUCACUUGUGCUCAGAUCAUUGCCGAGGAAGAGAGACGUGAGGUCGAAGCUCAACAAGAAGUAGCUCAAGAAGAAAUUGCCCCGGACGUUCCGACUCCAACUCCGACUCCAGUCCUGGUUCCAGAAGAAGAGGAGUACGUGACCCCGCCGCCUCUGCAACGUGUCCCGCAGGAAGCUCAGCCGAGGCAUUUGGCCAGCAUCCGUGCCGUCACCGAAUCAAUGAACAUUGCCGCCCAUCCGACGAGCCAAAACCAGGAGCCCAUGUCGUUCGCCGCGUGCGUUCGCAAGAUGCCGUCCAUCGAGAGCAUGAGUCUAGCGCCGUCGCCGUACGCGAGAUUUGACGGCAAGUCGAAUCCGUUCAACAAUGGACCCAACGGAGGAUUCGGCGAAAAAGAUGGCAAGACGGUGAGGGCCGUUUUGCAACCACGAUACCAAACAUCCAGGUUUUUUAGAACCCGUUUGCUAACCGCAAACGCUUCGAUUUCGACUCUCCUAGCAAUACCUCUAGUCGCUCCCUCGACCGCCCAUCGUUGGACCGUGACUUUUCCUCGGACGGAUUCUCUUCUAUGAGUUCUACCUCAAAAAUCAACCGUACCGUGAUUCCACGUAGCACUGACAGCUCCGGAACGAUGCCUACCUACUGGAAGAAUCGUUCGUUCUCCUCGGCCAGCUCCUACUAUCCGCAAAGCCAGAGAUCCUCUUCGGCUCAGUUCUCUCCGAGCAAGAGCAGCAUGACCACUCUGAACAUUCCGACACACGGACACAUGGAGGAUCUCGACGGAUAUCUGGUCUCGAGUAGCAGUCAGUCAAGCGCGUUUGGCAGCAAACGAACUGACCUGACUAUGAAGUAAGCGUUAUAAUUUUUUCGAAAGAAACAUCAACAUUUUCAGGAAGGAGCGCUGGGCUCGGAUGAAGGCGAAGAAGCGUCUGCUGAGAAGACCAAUCGAGGACGAGUACUAUGAGGAUCCGGACGAGGAGGAAGAGAUCCUUCGCGGAAAAGGAGUCAUGCUCAAUCAGAUUGUGCAACAGAACCCGUCUGGCCACUACGAAGACGCCGACUUGCUCCGAAAGUACCGUCGUGACGUGGCAUUUGUGAAGGAGAAAGUUAUGACGGCUAUCGACGGGAACAUCGAGGGGAUUCGCGAUCUGCGUUUCAUUCUGGGAUCGGUGCAAACGUACGGAAACAUUGACGGAGAGUGCAUGAUGGCCGAGUUAGCGCUCAAUGAAUUCUCGCUUUUCUCGGGUAUUCUGGAAAAGUUUCAUUCAGUAGUAGGCCCGUGGACGCCGGAAAAUGAGUCUCAGCGAAGACGCGCCAGUCGCCACGCAUUCGAAACGCAUCGCAUUCCACUCCAGCACACCAUCACCACUGUGUCCAAGAGAAAGGCGAGUUGAUUAUCUUGUGCGACCCUCUCGAACCCGUAUUCUUGUUUUCAGUUGAUCGAAGAGAUUCUGGGGCGUGUAGAGCCGAGUAUCGCGUGCCUCCAGGGCGUCCGAGUCGGUCUGUACGGCGAUCAGUGCGAUGAGAAGUCACGUGUCGACCUGAACAUCAAGAACGGCUUCAAAGAUCCGGGAAUGUUGUGCGACAAGGACGACCGCCGCUUCAUCCUCGUGCCCCAAAGUGAACUCGAACUGAUGGUGGAGAGUAUGAAGCACUUGGCCGCAAACGUCGGACUCCAGUACGAGGGAUUCCCAACUCAUCAAAACCGAUACGUGAUCGUCGAGGCGUUUGUCGAGGCAAUCGCCGAGAUUAUGGGCGAAAAGAUCGACGUGGAGACGAUGCGUUGGUUCAGUCUUCUCGGACAGAAAGUGGAAGCCGCCGAGGUGAGUUGUCGGUAGGGCGAAUGUGCACAAUCAGAACACUUCCAGAGCGUCUCUCCGUGGGAAACGGGCACCGAUUUCCACUGCGCCCGUCACUCCGAGCCCAAGAGCAACUUUUGUGCGGCGGUGACCGUGGGCCGCACGUGUUGCAUCAUCUACCAUGUGCUAGGCGGCUUCUUCCGUCGUUAUCACCUGAAAAAGAUCCCGACGGCUCACUUAGGACCGUCCAACUCCAACGCCAGCCCGGCUUUCCAUCAUCGCACUUAUUACUGA
This is a messenger RNA of Caenorhabditis sp. 36 PRJEB53466, 2651 nucleotides long. The record is from the annotation of a GenBank genome assembly. Lineage: Eukaryota; Metazoa; Nematoda; Chromadorea; Rhabditida; Rhabditidae.